Eutrema salsugineum is the source of this 1551-nucleotide messenger RNA. RefSeq lists its product as uncharacterized. The record is from RefSeq and is a predicted model, not a curated record. NCBI's taxonomy places the organism in Eukaryota, Viridiplantae, Streptophyta, Magnoliopsida, Brassicales, Brassicaceae. Gene Ontology annotation, molecular function: zinc ion binding. The coding region runs from base 1 to 1551 and encodes 516 amino acids. The transcript has 3 exons.
AUGCCGAUGAGCUGGAGCGAGCCAUCCUCUGAUGAUGAACCGGAGCAAGACAUGCGUUGGGCAUACGCGGAUGGCAACUACGGCAUUCCCAAGAAAUGCUUCUGUGGUAAACCGUUGAAGAUUGAAGUGGCCAGAGGUGGGACUAGUGGGACUCCUGGACGCAAAUAUUACAGAUGUCCUGAGUACGUUAACGAGGAGACAUAUGAGCAUCUCUUUAAGUGGUGGGAUGAGGCAGUCAUCGAACAGAUCUCCCGUUUGGAGAUAAGACUUGAAGACCAAAGGGAGACCAUGUUCGACAUACUACCUCAACCCACCACUCGAGUAGCGAGGGAGGAGGUCAGUGUGCUUGAAGGGGAAGUGAGGGAGGAGAUACGUGUGCUCGCUGAAGAAGUUGCUACUCUGAAGCAACAAAUGGCACGUCAAGAAGGUCAUAUCCGUUUAUGGAAUGACUACUUCAGUGAAGAUGCUACAUACCCGCCCAACUUAUUCCGCCGCCGUUUCAGAAUGAACAAGUCAUUGUUCAUGCGUAUUGUGGGACAACUUUCCCAAGAAAUGCCAUUUUUUCAACAACGGAGAGAUGCCACUGGAAGAGUUAGUCUAUCGGGAUUACAAAAAUGUACAGCAUCAAUUCGUAUGUUAGCAUAUGGUAGUGCUGCGGAUGCAGUGGACGAAUGCCUGCGCCUCGGUGAAAGUACAGCAAUUUCAUGCUUGGAACAUUUCACGGAAGGAAUCAUAUCAUCUUUCGGGGAUGAGUAUUUAAGACGACCCACUAGAGAAGAUCUUCAACGCUUGCUUAAUGAAGGAGAGGAUCGUGGAUUCCCCGGGAUGAUUGGAAGCAUCGAUUGUAUGCAUUGGGAGUGGAAAAAUUGUCCAACAGCCUGGAAAGGCCAAUAUACACGGGGUUCAGGAAAACCAACAAUUGUCUUGGAGGCUGUAGCAUCAUACGAUCUUUGGUUUUGGCAUGCCUUUUUUGGACCUCCAGGUACUUUAAACGAUAUAAACGUUCUCGAUCGCUCACCUGUUUUUGAUGACGUAUUACAAGGUCGAGCUCCAAAAGUCAGGUUCUCUGUCAACGGAAAUCAGUACCGACUUGGAUAUUACCUCACCGACGGUAUUUACCCAAAUUGGGCAACGUUUAUACAAUCUAUCCACCUUCCACAAAGUGAGAAAGAAAAGUUAUUUGCUAGACGGCAAGAAUCUGUUCGGAAAGAUGUUGAAAGAGCUUUCGGAGUCUUGCAAGCAAGAUUUGCUAUUGUCAAAAACCCUGCUCUUAUUUGGGAUAAGGAAGAAAUAGGCAAGAUUAUGAGAACGUGUAUCAUCUUACAUAACAUGAUAGUAGAAGACGAAAGAGAAUCCAACACCCAAAAUGAUCUAUCAGAGUUUAAACAAGGAGAAGGAACGAGAUCUUCACAAGUCGAUAUGACGUAUUCGACCUAUAUGCCCACAAAUAUUGGCAAUAUGAUCGGGAUUCGCAAUCAAGUUCGUGAUAACGAUAUUCAUCAGCAAUUGAAAAAUGAUCUAGUUGAACAUAUAUGGCAUAAAUUUGGUUAA